Messenger RNA from Theobroma umbraticum, 2481 nucleotides. Its product is annotated as S-adenosyl-L-methionine-dependent methyltransferases superfamily protein. The record is from RefSeq and is a predicted model, not a curated record. Gene Ontology annotation, molecular function: methyltransferase activity. NCBI's taxonomy places the organism in Eukaryota, Viridiplantae, Streptophyta, Magnoliopsida, Malvales, Malvaceae. Gene Ontology annotation, cellular component: endosome; trans-Golgi network; cytoplasm.
CAAUUCCACCUCGGAGGCCUGUACCCUCACAUUUUCCUCUGCAGCCUUAACCGUUUCUCUGCAAAGCAAAUCUCUCAUCUCUUUCUCGCAGGGCUUUCCGUCACUUUCCUCAGAAAAUGAAAUAAAGGAAAAUUCCCGAAUACAAACAAAAUGAAACCGACAGCCCCAGUUAGCAGUACUACAACAACAGCCACGGCAUCAUCGUCAACGACGAUAGCUGAUAUCCUUAAAACCCCGAAGUUCGUUAAGUUUACAGCGAUUGCCCUCCUCUCUGUUUCCCUCGUUUUUCUUGCCACUCACUUCUCCUCCUCCUCCUCUCCUCUCUCUUCUUUCUCCUUCAAGUACUCCUCACUACCGCCGCCAAUUUCGCCUCCGCUUUCACCCCCUCCAAUUCCAUCACCACCACCACCUCCUCCUCCUCCGCCUCCGCCUCCGCCUCCCCCAGCGGUUCGGAGGACGGGUAUAAUCGACGAAUCGGGGGCAAUGUCGGAUGAAUUCUUUAUCGGGGAGCUAGACUCGAACUCCACGAAUGCUUUUACAGAGUUGAGUGACGGCAACGACGAAGGAGGAGAGGAGGAAGAGGAGAGGAAGAAGAGUAAUGGUGAAGUUAGGACUAGGGUAGAUAAAUAUAAGGUGUGCGAGGCGAGUAAAGUUGAUUAUAUACCGUGUUUAGAUAAUGAGGAAGCGAUUAAGCUGUUUAAUGAGAGUGAAAAAGGGCAAAAAUACGAGAGGCAUUGUCCUGGAAAAGAUAAAAUGUUGGAUUGUGUGGUUCCGAGGCCGGAAGGGUACCGGAGUCCUAUACCGUGGCCUCAGAGUCGUGAUGAGGUUUGGUUCAGCAAUGUGCCGCAUACUCGUCUGGUUCAAGAUAAAGGUGGGCAAAAUUGGAUAUCGAUAAAAAAAGAUAAGUUCAUUUUUCCAGGAGGUGGAACACAGUUUAUACAUGGUGCAGAUCAAUACUUGAAUCAGAUUUCACAGAUGGUUCCUGAAAUUUCUUUUGGCCACCGUAUCCGUGUUGCAUUAGAUAUUGGUUGUGGUGUUGCCAGUUUUGGAGCCUUUCUUCUACAACGCAAUGUCACCACUCUAUCAAUAGCACCAAAAGAUGUUCAUGAGAACCAAAUUCAAUUUGCACUAGAGCGCGGAGUGCCUGCCAUGGUUGCGGUAUUCGCUACGCAUCGCUUGUUAUAUCCAAGUCAGGCUUUUGACUUGAUACAUUGUUCAAGAUGUAGAAUCAAUUGGACUAGCGAUGAUGGAAUUUUGCUUCUUGAGGCCAACAGGAUGCUAAGGGCUGGAGGAUAUUUUGUCUGGGCUGCGCAGCCUGUAUAUAAACAUGAAGAGAUUCUACAAGAGCAAUGGAAAGAAAUGGAGGAUCUUACUACUCGCAUUUGUUGGGAACUUGUCAAAAAGGAUGGAUAUAUUGCCAUAUGGCGGAAGCCUUUAAACAAUAGCUGCUAUCUUAAUCGUGAUACAGGAGUGCUACCUCCCCUUUGUGAUCCCAAUGAUAAUUCAGACAAUGUUUGGUAUGUUGAUUUGAAGGCCUGCAUCACUCAAUUGCCAGAUAAUGGUUUUGGUUCUAAUGUUAGCACAUGGCCUGCACGUCUUCAUUAUCCACCUGACAGGCUCCAAAGCAUAGAAAUGGAUGCCUACAUAUCCAGAAAGGAAAUCUUUAGAGCAGAGUCAAAGUAUUGGAAUGAAAUAAUAGACAGUUAUGUACGUGCGUUUCGCUGGAAAGAUAUGAAACUACGUAAUGUGAUGGACAUGAGAGCUGGACUUGGAGGGUUUGCAGCAGCAUUACAUGAUCUGCAGAUUGAUUGCUGGGUUAUGAAUGUUGUUCCUGUUAGUGGAUUCAACACCUUGCCCAUUAUUUAUGAUCGGGGGCUUAUGGGAGUUAUGCAUGACUGGUGUGAGCCAUUUGAUACUUAUCCGAGAACAUAUGACCUAUUGCAUGCAGCAGGUCUUUUCCCUGUUGAGCAGAAGAGGUGUAAUAUCUCAACCAUCAUGCUUGAGAUGGACCGGAUGCUGAGACCUGGUGGACGCGUAUAUAUACGGGAUUCAGUAUCUGUUAUGGGUGAACUUCAGGAAAUAGCAACUGCAUUGGGAUGGGUGCAUGCACUACACGAUACAGGUGAAGGUCCACAUGCAAGCUGGAAAAUUUUAAUCUCUGAGAAACGUAUGUGAUGGGAUUGUUGGAUGAAAAUCACUGAAACCAUGCUUUACCAGCUAUCUUGCCCCCAUUUUGGAUAUACAAAGUCUAACUUAGGAAUAAGCUGCCAAUCUAUAAAGAGAAAAAAAAAAAAAAAAAAGACAGACGCUCAUUAUUCUAUAUAAUUUAGUGUAAUCUAUUGAUUUACGAUAGUACCUAACAUGUCAAUAGGAUAGGCCACGGGUCAAUAUGCUGUAUUUGGUUAAACCUAUGGUACAUUUUUUUUCCCUUUGGCAAUUUGUACAUUAGCAAUUUGCCAUGAGUAAAUUUUCUUGCUGCAA